UGAGGAUAUUCAGGGAUUCCUAGAGGAUGACAACAUUGAACUGCCUGCCAAUGAUGAUGACACAAAAAUGAUGAUGAUAGUUUGUUGGACGAACUUGGGAAGGGAACUCUUACAGAAGUUCAGUUGUUUUAAUGGACUGAAUUGUGCACAACUUGCUGGUACCGUAAAGUGCAUGCUUUGUUGUAUAUCUCAUGAUGAUGAGGAUUUGAGAAAGGCAUUUAUUGGACCAAUGCCUAGAAGUUGGACAGGUUGCAUGGCGUUUCCUCUUAAUGGUACACCUUAUCCAGUGACGUUACCUUUUGACACUGAAAGUGAUCUUCCUUUGGUUCAAUGCAAGCCUUGUAAACAAUGUUAUCUAGAACUCAACCCAACCUUUAAUAGUACAAAUUCAUGAACUUUUAUGAAUUCCAUAUGUAGAGACCACUGUUGUGAGAUUAAAGCUCUAUCGAUCUUGCACUAAUAAUAGAAGAUGCUUAUUUAAUUAUGCUUA
This is a messenger RNA of Dioscorea cayenensis subsp. rotundata (Guinea yam), 490 nucleotides long. RefSeq lists its product as uncharacterized. The transcript is spliced from 4 exons. The record is from RefSeq and is a predicted model, not a curated record. The coding region runs from base 68 to 394 and encodes 108 amino acids. Lineage: Eukaryota; Viridiplantae; Streptophyta; Magnoliopsida; Dioscoreales; Dioscoreaceae.